Messenger RNA from Cornus florida, 1549 nucleotides. RefSeq names its product F-box protein At4g18380-like. Lineage: Eukaryota; Viridiplantae; Streptophyta; Magnoliopsida; Cornales; Cornaceae. Bases 578 to 1405 code for a protein of 275 amino acids. The record is from RefSeq and is a predicted model, not a curated record. The transcript has 2 exons.
UUAAGUAGAGGGUGUCUCUUUUCAGUCUGAAAAUAACAAUUCCGUUAGGUUUUCGUGAUUUCAGAAAGAAAGCCGUGUGUGAAGCGUUAGGCUUCGUGUUCGUGAGAGGCGUGAGAAGAUUGAUCGCGAGUUUGCGAAAGCCAGCAAAACAAGGAAGAGAUGAGUAGUCCUAGUAAUGAAGAAGAAGAUCUUUUCAAUAGACUUCCAGAUAUUAUUAUGACCAAAAUAUUCUAUGAACUUGAUGAUGAAUCAGUCUAUCAAUUUCGCAUUGUCUCCAAGCGAUUCGCUUCCAUUCUCUCCGAAAUUAUAGUCAAGACCUUCUAUGGAGUUCCCCAAAACUCCGUGUGUCAAUGUCUCAUGAUCUCUAAGCGAUUCAAUCCCAUUUUCUCAAGCAGCCUUAGCUUUUUCUCCGUCAGCUUCAUUAGACUACGCAUCCAGGAUUUUGAAUUCCGUUAUACACAUAGCCCUGCCGAGAUUUCUCGCACUAAAUUUCUGCGAAUUCCUUACAAUGCUCGGCUCAUUCUCAACUAUCUCCGCGAACACCCUAUGGGUGUCCAAUUCUUGAGAAGGGAAUUCGAUGCGUUACAGUCUCUCCACAUUGAUUAUCCCUUUCCUUGCCUCCUCCAUAACGUAUCAGAAAAAAGUAACUCUUUUUGACUUUCUCAAAUAUAACACAUCAGGUAACUGUUUCGAAUUUUCCUUGCCUUGCCACAAAAACAACAGAUUUGUCAAGUGGGAGGCCGAGUUUGGAGCCAAACUCGACAAUGUUGUGAUUCUGUCAUCAGCUUCAUUACAUAAAUUGGAGGAGGAACCGCAAAAUUUGACCAUAAAGAGAACAAUGAAAUCAAUUUUUCGCUCUGUUCUUGAUUGCUUAGAGUUGGCGGCUUUGAGGCAUUCCAUGUUGAGAAUGGUUGUCUCGGAGCUUGCACCUUUUAAUCAGAAGCUCCAGAAGGUGCUUGUUACGGAUUUGGAGAGGGAAGGAAAUGUUUGUGUGAGAGGAGAUCACCUUGCUCAGUUGAUAAAUUCAAAGAUCAUGUAUACUGAAUGUUCCACACUGGGUAGCCUUCAUGUUCCCAAGUAUGCGAAGCUGUGGUAUGUUCCUUUGUUACGAUUAUCGUCAUCAGGGUAUGUGAUGAAAGAGGUCUCAGUUGUGUUGAUCAAACGCACCGAAGUUCGAAAGAAGUUCAAAGGGGUUGAUGCUAGAAUAUUAGCAAAUGGAGAGAAACGCACCAAAGUUGGGAAGAACUUCAAAGGUGUAGAUGAUGCUAGAAUAUUAGCAAGUGUAGGAGAAAACAUGUAUUUGUUUGAAGAUGGUGAUGAUAAGGACGAUAUUAAUUUAGUACUUAGUGCUUUCGAAGAUGAAGAGAGGGUUUAUGGAGAGGCAGUGAGAGAUUUUGAGAAAUGAAAAUACAAUUAGAAGAAUGUUCUCAGCAUGAAUAUGGGGUACUGAACAAGGGCAUGUCUAUUCUUAGGUUUUUGUUGUAUUAAAGGAACCAUGUUUCUUGAACCGGGACAAAGAUACCUUAUGCUAAAUUUUCUUUUCUUUUUA